CCAGAAGUAGCAGCGCCUGGGGACUGAGCUGCCCGCUACUCGCGCCCCCGUUAAACCCUAAACUCUGUCUUCCUCUCUCUCUCUCUCUCUCUCUCUCCCUACAUUGAUGUAGAUCAAAGCCAUAGACAACGCGCUGAUAACAGGCGAGGCUUUUGCUGCCCGCUUCAAGGACCCAUUUCUGGAAUCUGAAGAUCUCCAACAAUGGCUUGUAUUUUCAAAUCUAAACACCACCGAUGGACAUCGAGGGUUUAUCUCAUUGUCCCCAGAACUGCAAGCUCAUAUUCUCUAAAUCUAACCCAUUUCUUCAGCUCAACCCAAUAUUCAAUCUCCUCCAACGAUCAAACUCCAAUCUCAACUGCUACUCCAAGCAUAAACACAGAUUCCGCCGAUGCUGACACUAAACUGGAUGCAUCAAAGCCAGAUGCAGUUCAAGCAGAGGAGAAGCAGAGCCAGAGAAUCCCACGAGGUAAGCGUCCAAACCCAGAGAAAUUAGAGGAUACAAUAUGUAGAAUGAUGGCGAAUCGUGCCUGGACCACCCGUUUACAGAACUCGAUACGAGCUCUUGUUCCCGAGUUUGAUAACUCGCUAGUUUAUAAUGUAAUCCACGGAGCGCAAAACUCGGAGCACGCGCUCCAGUUCUACCGAUGGACCGAGCGAGCCGGUUUGGUCCGUCAUGAUAGGGAGACCCACAUGAAAAUGAUUGAAAUUCUGGGGGGAGCUUCUAAGCUCAACCAUGCCCGUUGCAUACUCCUGGAUAUGCCCAAAAAGGGUGUUGAGUGGGAUGAGGAUAUGUUUGUUGUACUGAUUGAAAGUUAUGGCAAAGCUGGUAUUGUUCAAGAGGCUGUGAAAAUCUUUCAGAAAAUGAAAGAGCUAGGCGUGGAGAGGACUGCAAAAUCUUAUGAUACGUUGUUUAAAGUGAUAUUGAGGCGCGGGAGGUAUAUGAUGGCUAAGAGGUAUUUCAAUGCAAUGUUGAAUGGAGGUAUAGAGCCGACUCGACAUACCUAUAAUAUCAUGCUAUGGGGUUUCUUUUUGUCUAUGAGGCUUAAUACUGCAUUGAGGUUUUAUGAAGAUAUGCAGAGUCGGGGGAUUUCGCCAGAUGUUGUCACUUACGACACUAUGAUUAAUGGGUAUUGUAGGUUUAAGAACAUGGAUGAGGCUGAAAAGUUGUUUGUGGAGAUGAAGGGUAAGAAUAUAGCACCUACGGUGAUAAGCUAUACCACAAUGAUUAAAGGGUAUGUGGCAGUGGAGAAAUUCGAUGGUGCAUUAAGAAUGUUUGAGGAGAUGAAGUCAUUUGGCAUUAAGCCGAAUUCUACUACAUAUUCGACAUUGUUGCCUGGUUUGUGUGAUGGAGGGAAAAUGUCCGAGGCUCAUAUGGUGUUACAAGAGAUGACGGAUAGAUUUAUUGCUCCGAAGGACAACUCGAUUUUUAUGAAGUUGUUAAAUUGUCAAUGCAAGUUAGGGGAUUUGGAUGCAGCUUACGGUGUGCUCAAGGCAAUGAUUAGGUUGAGAAUUCCAACAGAAGCCGGACACUAUGGUGUAUUGAUUGAGCACUUUUGCAAAGCAAAUGUGUAUGACAAGGCAGUGAAGUUGUUGGAUAAGCUUGUUGAGAAGGAAAUUAUUUUGAGGCCACAAAGUACUUUGGAGAUGGAAUCAAGUGCUUAUAACUCAAUAAUUGAGUAUUUGUGUAGCCAUGGUCGGACAGGAAAAGCAGAAGUCUUUUUCCGGCAGUUGAUGAAAAAGGGCAUCCAGGAUGAAGCUGCCUUUAAUAAUUUGAUCCGUGGUCACUCAAAAGAAGGCAAUCCUGAUUCUGCACAUGAAAUUCUAAAGAUCAUGACCAGGAGAGGGGUGCCAAGAGAUGCAGAUGCUUACAAGUUGCUUAUCAAGAGCUACCUGAGCAAAGGUGAACCAGCAGAUGCCAAAAUUGCACUGGACGGUAUGAUUGAAGAUGGACAUCUUCCAGAUUCAUCGGUGUUCAGGUCAGUGAUGGAGAGCUUGUUUGAAGAUGGGAGGGUUCAAACUGCAAGUCGAGUGAUGAGGAGCAUGAUAGAGAAGGGUGUGAAGGAGAACAUGGAUUUGAUUGCUAAGAUCUUGGAAGCUCUUCUCAUCAGAGGUCACGUUGAGGAAGCCCUUGGGCGAACUGAGCUAUUGAUGCAGAAUGGAUGCAUGCCCAAUUUUGAUAGUCUUCUUUCUGUUCUUAGUGAGAAAGGGAAGACUAUUGCUGCUUUGAAGUUGUUAGAUUUUUGUUUGGAGAGAGACUGUACCAUAGAUUUCCCGAGCUAUGAUAAGGUGUUAGAUGCUCUUUUGGCCGCUGGGAAAACCCUCAAUGCCUAUGCAAUACUGUGCAAGAUAAUGGAAAAAGGAAGGAUGAGUGACUGCAAAAUUGGCCAUGAAUUGAUCAAGAACCUUAACCAGGAAGGAAACUCAAAGCAAGCAGAUAUUCUAUCAAGAAUAAUAGAGGGAAGGGAGACUACACUUGCGAACAAGAAAAUGAAGGAGUGACCUGGCAAUAAUCAAAUUACUUGACUAUUGAUUUUUUCUAUUUUUGUUUUUUACAGGUUUAGAAUGGAGAAAUUUUGUGCUUGGAUACUUUAGGAUUGACAGGCAUGAGUUUCGUUCCUAGCGGAAUAAGUUCUGGAAAAUGCUACAUUUUACGAACUCUUUUCGAGAUUUCAUUUUUGAAUAUAAUUAUCUUGAGAAUCUUGAAUACCAGCAAAAUAGAUUCCAGUUCAGCGACAUGGGAGGGUUUAAUUUAACUGACUAUUUAGCAGAGUAUAAUAUCUGUAACUCAUGUUUGUACAGGUUAUUUUGUUUGCCAUGGCUACAUCCUGUAAUGCCUUGUACUUUCCCAGUAAGAUGUUUUCAGUUAAGCUGAUAAAAAGCUAGCAGCCAUUGCAGAUGAGCUGGCUCAUGGUACGGCAUCAAGUAGUCCUGCUCCUGCUUAUGAAGAGAAGAAACAAGGAA
Messenger RNA from Carica papaya (papaya), 2961 nucleotides. Its product is annotated as Tetratricopeptide repeat (TPR)-like superfamily protein. The record is from RefSeq and is a predicted model, not a curated record. Gene Ontology annotation, molecular function: protein binding; mRNA binding. NCBI's taxonomy places the organism in Eukaryota, Viridiplantae, Streptophyta, Magnoliopsida, Brassicales, Caricaceae.